Manihot esculenta (cassava) is the source of this 3794-nucleotide messenger RNA. Its product is annotated as rho GTPase-activating protein 7. The coding region runs from base 751 to 3372 and encodes 873 amino acids. The record is from RefSeq and is a predicted model, not a curated record. The transcript is spliced from 23 exons. Lineage: Eukaryota; Viridiplantae; Streptophyta; Magnoliopsida; Malpighiales; Euphorbiaceae. Gene Ontology annotation, biological process: signal transduction.
CAACCCCCUCAUGCAUUUCUCCUCCACUUAAAACAGCUCUCUUCUCUGUCUUGGCUGGCGUCUUGUGUAUGCAUAGCUAGCAGUGGGUGAAAAGCAAAAACUACUAUUUCUUUUUAUCUCUGGCAGAUGUUACUACGACCGCUACUGUUGCCCUCUACCCAAUUCAAUACCUAAAGCCACAGCCAACAACAAAAACUAUCAACAAAAUUUUUUCCACCUGUGGACAGGAAAAAGCAGAAAUCAGAGUGAGAAUGGCAAAGAAAAUGGGAGAAAUUUAGAAGGAAACUGACGGAAAAAUUCACUUAUUUGUUCACAUUUUAUGGAGAUUCUUCUGCGGUAGCUGUUGUUGCCUCUGCCUGUUUGUUCUUUCUCCUUUUAUUGUUCUUGUUGUGCAGGCGAAGCAAAAACCCUAGGUACAUUUCAUUGUCUACUUCUCCAGAUCUUGAUACCGAUUAAACUCGCCGAUCUAUUCAAUCACUGUCAAUGUGGAACUCAGCUACGACAAGUUCACUCAAUGGAGAAAUCAGGCGAUUCAAUUAGUUGCAAUGCUAAGCAUUUUGAAGUACUGGAGUGUUUUGGUUGAGUGAAGGUUUCAAUGUCGGCUUCUUUAUCGUCUUUCGAGCGGCCGAGAGCUGGAGCUUCCAAUACGCUUCAAAAAAAGAGAAAAAAAGAAAGGAAAGAGUCCAGUGAUGGCUGAUGGAUGCUGUUCCUAUUUUAUAGACUGUGGUUGAUAUUUUCCAAUUGGUCAUAAUGAUACCGUUUUCUUUUUGGCCAAAGGUUUUCAAGAGUGGGCCGCUUUUCAUAUCUUCAAAAGGAUUAGGCUGGAAAUCAUGGAAGAAACGGUGGUUUAUCUUGACACGCACUUCAUUGGUGUUCUUCAAAAAUAAUCCCAUUUUGUGUUUGAUUGUCAUGCAGAGUGCUUUACCACAAAGAGGUGGCGAAGUGAAUUUAACUUUGGGAGGAAUUGACUUAAACAAUUCGGGGAGUGUUGUUGUCAGGGAGGAUAAAAAGUUGUUAACUGUCUUAUUUCCUGAUGGACGUGAUGGGCGAGCAUUUACCCUCAAGGCUGAAACUUCUGAGGAUUUAUAUGAGUGGAAAACAGCCCUGGAACACGCCCUUGCACAAGCACCAAGCGCUGCUCUGGUUAUUGGACAUAAUGGAAUUUUUCGGAGUGAUACCAAUGAUGCUAUUGAAGGGUCUUUCCAUCAAUGGAGGGAUAAACGUCCAAUAAAGUCAUUGGUUGUUGGACGACCAAUUUUGCUUGCCCUUGAAGAUAUCGAUGGAAGUCCAUCGUUCCUUGAGAAAGCUCUUCGUUUUCUUGAGAAAUUUGGAACUAAAGCCGAAGGAAUUUUGCGACAAUCUGCUGAUGUUGAGGAGGUUGAACACAGAGUUCAAGAAUAUGAACAAGGCAAGACUGAAUUUGAAGCAGAUGAAGAUGCUCAUGUCAUUGGUGAUUGUGUAAAGCAUGUCUUAAGGGAGCUGCCCUCCUCUCCAGUUCCAGCAUCCUGCUGCACAGCAUUGCUGGAGGCUUAUAAAAUUGAUCAUAAGGAAGCUCGGAUUAAUGCAAUGCGCUCUGCAACAUUGGAGACAUUUCCUGAACCAAACCGACGUUUGUUACAGAGAAUUCUGAAGAUGAUGCAUACAAUAUCUUCUCAUGCUCAUGAAAAUCGAAUGAAUGCAUCUGCUGUUGCUGCUUGCAUGGCACCCUUGCUGUUACGUCCUCUAUUAGCUGGUGAAUGUGAAUUAGAGGAUGACUUUGAUAUUAAUGGUGACAGUUCUUCUCAGCUUCUUGCUGCUGCCAAUGCUGCUAAUAAUGCUCAAGCCAUCAUUACAACUCUUAUAGAGGAGUAUGACAAUAUUUUUGAUGAUGAAAAUCUGCAGCGAUGCUCAAUCUCUGCUGAUUCUCGAAUCGAAAACAGUGGGAGUGACGAUUCAUCUGAUGAUGAAAAUACGGAUGUGAAAGAAAAUGGUUAUCAUGAUGCAGAAAAUGAAGUUGAUCAAGAAACUGAUUAUGAUGCUGAACGUGUACUCAGUGGAAAAUUAAGUGAGAGCAGUGGUUCUGGUGGCAGUGAUCUUUAUGAAUAUAAGGCAUUUGGUGGUGAUGAAUCAGAUGGAUCACCAAGAAAUCUUCACGUACCAGCUGAGAGUUCAAACUUACCUGUUGAAUCAGUGCAAACUAGAGACCCAAUUGUUCAACUGAUGGAACAACCAAGUAAAAUGAAGAAAGGAACUGAUGAUUCAAACAAUGAGAUGGAUACUUCAAAUGUGUCACAUAUUGGUGAAUCUCAAGGAUCAAUGGGGGAAAUUCUAUCUUCAAUUGAUCCUAUUCCUUCUUUACCUGUACGUGGGCUUGAUUCAUCUGCUGAGAAACCAGCCGGUAAAGUUGCAACCUCCAAUCUCAAUGGAAAGCGAUCAACAUUCUGGGGAAGGAGUAAUGCCAAAAAGACACCAGUGAUGGAAUCUUUUGAUUCUUCUGGAGAAGAAGAGUUUGCUAUUCAGAGGCUUGAGAUUGCAAAAAAUGACUUGAAACAGAGGAUUGCAAAGGAGUCCCGAGGGAAUGCAAUUUUACAAGCUAGCUUAGAGAGAAGGAAGCAAGCUUUGCAUGAGCGACGGAUGGCACUUGAACAAGAUGUGGCAAGGUUGCAAGAGCAGCUGCAAGCUGAAAGAGAUCUUAGAGCUGCACUCGAAGUUGGCUUGAGCAUAUCUUCUGGACAGUUCUCCAGUUCACGGGGCAUGGAUUCCAAAACAAGGGCUGAGCUUGAGGAGAUUGCUCUCGCCGAAGCAGAUGUGGCCAGGUUGAAAGAGAAAGUUGCAGAACUCCACCACCAACUUAAUCAGCAAAGGCAGCAUCAUUAUGGUUUCCUCUCUGAUGCAUGUGACCGUUAUCAACAUGUCCAAAAUCAUAGCACUCAGCAGAGAUUUCUUCAGCAAGAUUUUGAUGCAACCCUGGCUUUUGUGAAUCAUGAAAGGAAACAAAGAACUGAGGAGUGUUUGUUGGGGACAGAUUGGAGGAAUAUUAAAGGAACAGGAUUAGCAACUGGCAGCAGUAGCAGGCAGCCUCCUCGAAAGCAAUUUCUGGAAUCGACCAGCCUCAGUGAUUCUAAAAGCACCGAGGCAUCCACUAACAUGUCCAUGAAUGAGAUGUGUGGUGUGGAUUCUGCUCCUUCCACUUCGAAGGCAGUAGAGAUGAUGGAUUAUUCAAGACAUCCAUCAGCAGCAUCUUCAGCUUUGGUAGAAUUAACAACGAGGCUUGAUUUCUUUAAGGAGAGGCGUUCUCAACUGAUGGAACAGCUCCACAACCUUGACUUGAACUAUGGCACAACAUCAUCACAGGAUUUUAUUUAUAGACCAUCAUCCCCACCCUGGAACUGACAAAAGGUGAUGUGAUGCUCACCAAUGAGUCAAUGUUGCUGUUGUACAUUCUUCCAGAAUUGCAUAUAGUUGUAUUUUGUGUACUCUUGCUUCAAUUCCAAUAUUUUCUCUUCUUUUUUCACCUCUCUCUACAUUUUCCUAGUUGGAACAUGACUGGAUUCUGAUCUUCAUUUUCCCCCUCAUUGCCAUGCCUUCCAUUGUUGUAAAAAAAGAAAGUGUUAUUUGUUGUGUCAAUAUUUAGCUGAUCUGUUCUGAACAUACAAAUUGGAACGGACUUUUUUCCUUUUAAGAAACAUUAUGCCUUGUAUUUAUUUGAUAAGAACACUCCUGUGUAUAAUUGAUUGAAUGAUCGGACUGUGAUGGGUUGGGUGUAUUUCAAAUGCAAAGUUUUUGAGGUUCAAUUUAAUAGAAAUGCUUGCUAC